Messenger RNA from Cynara cardunculus var. scolymus (artichoke), 1068 nucleotides. RefSeq lists its product as uncharacterized. The record is from RefSeq and is a predicted model, not a curated record. Lineage: Eukaryota; Viridiplantae; Streptophyta; Magnoliopsida; Asterales; Asteraceae. Bases 68 to 976 code for a protein of 302 amino acids. The transcript is spliced from 6 exons.
GCUGGCUUGCUGCUAGAACUCUCUUGAAUCUUCCCCACACACACAAACACACACAGUAAUAGUGAACAUGGAUCGAAAACUGGUGUUUAAUUUGUUGUUUUGGGGUUCAUUGUUAUGUUCAUCGUGGAUACAAACAUCGUAUUGUGCAAAACCAGCUGGAGUUGCUCGGAAAGAUGAUAUACCUUUCAUCAAAUGUCAAGUAUGCGAGAAGCUUGCGAAGGAAUUGUUCGAACAAGUUCGUGAUAAACAAGCUAAGAUUUCUCCUAAGAAGAUAUCAGAGUAUGAAGUUAUUGAAAUUUCGGAGAAUGUAUGCAAUUUGAAGAAGCAAGAAGCUGAUUGGAUGCUCAAAAUUGAUAUUGUGGAGAAAGGGGAUCGAUUGGAGCUUGUUGAACAAGACUCUGAAGGGCAAUGUGGUUCAGAAUGCAAAACCAUCGAACGAGCUUGUCAAGAGGUUAUAGGAUACUAUGAUACAGAUGUCGCGGAGUAUAUAUACAAAAAGAAGCCUCAGAUGCAUUCAUUGAGUAAAUUCCUUUGCAAAGAUCUUACCAAAGUAUGUAAUACUAAGCCACCGCCAGUUCCUAAGGGUAGGGAGCCGGGGGAAACAUUUGUACCGAAGUCGGCAAAAGAGGCUGAAAUGGAAAAGAUGUUGAAAUCAAUGGAGGGUAUGCCUGGUGCACCUGGCAUGAAAAUGUAUUCAAGGGAAGAUUUGAUGAGUGGUAAAAACUUGGACGAUGACGAUGGUGAUGAUGAAGACGAUGACGAACCAUCAAUCCCUUCGAAUUUGGGGAAGAUUAUGAAGGAAAAAGAAAGCAUGAAGAUGGAUUGGAAGCAAAAGGUGAAGAAAGGGGUGAUAGAUGCUGGUGAAGCAGCAAAGAAACAUGCAACUAAAAUGGGAUUUAGGUUGCAGAAAUGGUGGAAAGGAAAGAAGGCAAGUUUCACACAACACAACUCAAACUCUGCCAAAAAUGAGCUUUAGAACUUGCUCUUGUUUCCACAUAGUUUUUGUAGUCAACCCCUUUUUCUUUUUCUUUUUUUGGGAAUUGAGUUGUAUAACUUGUGUUUCUUUAG